Messenger RNA from Brenthis ino (lesser marbled fritillary), 735 nucleotides. The record is from the annotation of a GenBank genome assembly. NCBI's taxonomy places the organism in Eukaryota, Metazoa, Arthropoda, Insecta, Lepidoptera, Nymphalidae.
AUGUUAUCCAGCUUAAGGACUGGAGUUCAGGGUCUGUGGAGGGUUUCAUCGAGAGCUCUACAGACUACUGCAAAUUUACAACAUGAUAGUUUAUUCGUACACCGAGACACUCCUGAAGACAAUCCAAAUAUCCCGUUUGAAUUCUCACCAGAAAAUAAAAAGCGUGCUGAAGCCCUAUUAGCUAUAUACCCUGAGGGGCACAAGAGAGGAGCCAUGAUUCCACUGCUAGACCUAGCACAGCGCCAAAAUGGUGGUUGGUUACCAAUCUCUGCAAUGCAUAAAGUUGCUGAACUAUUAAAUUUACCGCGCAUGAGAGUAUAUGAAGUGGCCACUUUUUAUACCAUGUUUAUAAGGAGGCCUAUUGGCAAAUACCAUGUUCAAGUAUGCACCACUACACCCUAUUGGUUAAGAGGUUCUGAUGCAGUAUUGAAAGCUAUUGUAGAAGCCACUGGUUGUGAAGUUGGUGGAAACAGUUCUUGCGGAAAGUUCUCAGUUUCUGAGGUAGAGUGCUUAGGAGCUUGUGUGAAUGCACCCAUGGUACAAGUUAAUGAUGAUUACUAUGAAGACCUGACUGUUGAAGAUACUAAAGAGAUUAUUGAAAAGCUCAAAAGGGACGAAAAACCCAAACCUGGACCAAGGAGUGGUAGAUACGCAGCAGAGCCUCUUGGUGGGUUGACAUCUCUGACCGAAGAGCCGACCGGCCCCGGCUUCGGACUACAAGACGCUUUGAAGGCG